AUGUCCAACCCUUUGCGUAUCUUUGUACCUGUCAAACGCGUCAUUGACUUUGCUGUCAAGGUUCGAGUGAAUCCAGCCAAGACCGAUGUCGAUCGCAGCGUCAAGCAUAGUAUGAAUCCUUUUGACGAGAUUGCUGUGGAGGAAGCUGUCCGUAUCAAGGAGAAGCAGCCCAAGACUGAAGUUGUUGCCGUGUCCUGUGGCACCACCAAGGCACAAGAGACUUUGCGUACGGCCCUUGCUAUGGGUGCUGACCGUGCAGUACACGUUGAGAUCAAGGAUGAUAGCACUUUGCAACCAUUGGCAGUCGCCAAGUUACUUCAAGCUGUUGCCAACAAGGAGGAAAACAAGCCUGAUCUCUUUAUUCUCGGCAAGCAAGCCAUUGAUGAUGAUAGCAACCAAACCGGUCAAAUGUUGGCAGGUCUUUUGAACUGGCCUCAGGCUACUUUUGCUUCCAAGGUCGAGAUUGAAAAUCAAGCUCUCAAGGUGACUCGUGAGAUUGAUGGUGGUUUGGAGACCGUGUCAACCAAGAUGCCAGCUGUUGUUACUACUGAUUUACGAUUGAAUGAACCUCGUUAUGCCUCAUUGCCUAACAUUAUGAAGGCCAAGAAGAAGCCUCUUGUCAAGUUGACUCCUGAAGACCUUGGUGUUGAUAUUUCUCCUCGUUUGCAAACUCUCAAGGUGGAGGAGCCUGCUAAGCGUCAAGGUGGUCGCAAGGUGGAGAGUGUGGAUGAAUUGCUUGAUAAGCUCAAGACCGAAGCCAAGGUGCUUUAA
Molecule: messenger RNA, 771 nt
Organism: Lichtheimia ornata
Lineage: Eukaryota; Fungi; Mucoromycota; Mucoromycetes; Mucorales; Lichtheimiaceae
Exons: 4
Coding region: 1-771 (256 amino acids)
Cellular component (GO): cytosol
Molecular function (GO): electron transfer activity
Source: RefSeq, a predicted model, not a curated record